Scylla paramamosain (green mud crab) is the source of this 2205-nucleotide messenger RNA. RefSeq lists its product as uncharacterized. The transcript is spliced from 2 exons. Lineage: Eukaryota; Metazoa; Arthropoda; Malacostraca; Decapoda; Portunidae. The record is from RefSeq and is a predicted model, not a curated record. Bases 2 to 847 code for a protein of 281 amino acids.
CAUGUCGAGAAUCAUGUCGCCGUCGCUGCUGCUGGUCCUGGCGUUAACUAUUCCAGGCGGAACAAACUUAACCGGAGCCGAGGAUUGCAAUGGUACAGAGAUAGUCAUGAAGGAAAGACGAGUUAUCGAAACUAUGGAGUGUGGAAAUUCUUCUUUUCUGUACGUGAAGCCUGAGAGUGACUUUCUCGGUGUCUGUCUUACAAGUCAGAGAAACAAUGGCACCAACCAUACUGCCUGCUUCUAUGCGAAAGAAUGUUUCCCGCAUAAUGGCAAGCUACAGCAAUUCUGGCCAUGGAUGCAUGAAAACAGCUUGGGGACGACGCUUACUUUUGGCAUCUGGAGUAGCACAUGCAGGCUAGAGUGUAAGAUGGAUAUUCCUUCACAAACACUCCACAAAUUCAGCGUGGUGGCGUACGGCCCUUCCAAGUGGAUGAAGUCACAACCAAAAUACUGUAACUUCGCACCUAAGAACAUCUCAAUCCUAAGAACUACACCCUGCGAUCAGCCUUCACUCAUCACGAUUCCCACACAAGGCAAGAAUGGAAACAUGAACACUGUGUCCGAGGUGUUCCUUUCUCACCAGCUGACGAUAAUAAUAGCGUCACUGAUGGUAGGAAUGGUGGUGGUUGUACUUGUAGGUGUGGCCUGGUGGAAGCUAUAUCUGACGUCACGUAACACAGCAACGACAGACGAUCUCAUUCAGCCAAGCAACGAAUCACAGGUUACAGCAAAUGAACUGUACGAAUCAGUAGGCAAUUUCUUGAAUGAGCAGGGAGGAACACUGCUCACCAUCGAAAACAAGAACAGGCAAGAUCACAGUCAUCACAUGCAAGAGCUUGCUGUUUGAUGGGGAUUAAGGAAACUGUUUACUUUUAUUUUUUUUUUGUCUUCACAUAAUUUGAAUAGGGAAAAUUUGUGUCGGCUUUUGAAGGCAUUACUUUGAAAACUGUUUCCCUCAUUCUCUCUUCAUGUAUUUUAAAAUGUUUCAUUACCAGUUAUUCUCACUGUAUUUUAUUCUUUUGGUCAGAAGGCUGGAUGAUUUGUGUCUUUUUCAUAAUUUUGAUAAUUUCCUUAAUUCGGCUUUUCUGCUAUGUAUUUCAUGAGCUACACCGAUUUCUUAUUCAAUCUGUUUACAAAUAAAUAAAUAAAUAUAUAUAUAUAUAUAUAUAUAUAUAUAUAUAUAUAUAUAUAUAUAUAUAUAUAUAUAUAUAUAUAUAUAUAUAUAUAUAUAUAUAUAUAUAUAUAUAUAUAUAUAUAUUAUUGACAUACAAUAGGGCUUUUUACAUACUUUGCAUAUUGUAUUAAAAAUAUUGUUUUCUGGUGUAUUCUUGUGUUUUCACAAAGUUGUGAUUUGUCUUUGUUACGACUUCCACGAGUGGAUAUUCAUAACACUUCAAACAAAGCCAUCAUAUUUCGCUGGCCAGAUGUCUUAAUCGCUCAUCUCAGCAAUGUCCAAAAAAAAUUUGGAAGUCAUGUAUAACAUCAUGUCAGAUCUGGGUGUCAUAAGGCAUGACUGCCGGAGGACUGUCUUGAAGCAACAGCACGUGAAAAAAAAAAAAAAAAGCCAAUCCUCAAGUAUAGACUCUGCAGUAGAAACAGCUGCCAUUUAUGAUUUUUUUUUAUGUCGAAAGAGAACACUGGACUAUUUAAACGAAGAGGGAAAGAUUACAUGAUAAAUAAUAAGAUUGUACUUUUAUGUGAUCAGCAACAACAUUCUUGAUCUUUUCCUAACCUCUAACUGUACGAUUUUUUCAAACUGUUCGCACAGAACGUUGGGCUCCUUUGAUCACUGUUAUUUCCGACCCUUUGGCACUACACCUUUCUUAAGUGGGAACAGCCGAAAUUCUGAUUCUUCCUAAACUAUUGCUUCUUUGUUCAUGACUUCUUUAUGCAGAACACAUAACGGAUGCCAUUUUCUCUGGCAUGAAGGUCUGCAUUUCACUCACUUUCUCUAAUCCCAUUUCUUUCCAUUACUACAGCUCUGGUAUUUUUGUGUUUCUUGUACCUGAAGUCACUAUUUUCCAGAAGUCUGCAGAAAGUUGCUCUUUUUCCUUUGUAAUUGUGUAAAAGGGUUUGAAUCCAGGAUUGGUAACUAAUAACUCAUAGUAGACAAGUGCUUUUCUUCUGAGAGUUUGUCUAAUCUGUCAAUGCUGUUCAAGAUAUCGUGUUGCCAAAACCGGAGAAAAAUAAAAAUUAUAAAGAGUA